ACAUAAUCAUAAUAAUCAAUCCUUGAGAGGUAUAAAUAAUGGACAUCCCAGCAGAAUAAGACACAACUACCAAAGUCGUUGAAGACAUUAGAACAACCAUCUCCAACAGUACUCCGGGUAUUCGCCAGUCAAGUUCGACCACCAAAAGCAACAAAAUGAAACUCUUGUUCGCCAUUGUAUUCUUUGCUGCUCUCUACGAGAUCCAAUCGGCCACCACACGUUUUUGUGGUCCAAAUUUGUAUCAGGUUCUUUCGGCUGUCUGUGAAAAUGGUUUCAAUGGCAUGCAAAUCACCAAGAAGUCGGGCAAAAAGGAUUUAACCAAUGAUCUGGACCUUUUCAAUGAAAUCGCCGACGAGAGUCCCUUCAAGUCGGAUUCUCUGUUGAAUGAAAUGUUCUAUGGGGAUCGUCACAAUGCCUUGGCCAAAACCCGCCGACUAAGACAUUUGAAUGGUGUCUACGAUGAGUGCUGCCGCAAGGGUUGUACCAUGGAUGAGCUAUUAAGCUAUUGCCUUUAAAUCCAACGCUGAUAUAUAUAAAUUAUAUGUAGUUAAACAAUUUUUAAAAUAUUAAAUGUGCAUUUGAAUUGAUAAAUAAAAUACAUCAAUGUUUAAAAAAA
Musca domestica (house fly) is the source of this 616-nucleotide messenger RNA. Its product is annotated as probable insulin-like peptide 3. The transcript is spliced from 2 exons. Gene Ontology annotation, molecular function: hormone activity. Lineage: Eukaryota; Metazoa; Arthropoda; Insecta; Diptera; Muscidae. Bases 156 to 515 code for a protein of 119 amino acids. Gene Ontology annotation, cellular component: extracellular region. The record is from RefSeq and is a predicted model, not a curated record.